Molecule: messenger RNA, 906 nt
Organism: Melitaea cinxia (Glanville fritillary)
Lineage: Eukaryota; Metazoa; Arthropoda; Insecta; Lepidoptera; Nymphalidae
Gene: Hey
Product: hairy/enhancer-of-split related with YRPW motif protein-like
Exons: 3
Coding region: 1-906 (301 amino acids)
Biological process (GO): regulation of transcription by RNA polymerase II; regulation of neurogenesis; anterior/posterior pattern specification
Cellular component (GO): nucleus
Molecular function (GO): protein dimerization activity; DNA-binding transcription factor activity, RNA polymerase II-specific; RNA polymerase II cis-regulatory region sequence-specific DNA binding
Source: RefSeq, a predicted model, not a curated record
AUGGAGUACCAAAGGCAUAUGGAACCGAAUACGCUGCAACAACCUCAGCCCCAGAACCCGCAGUGGGGCUACGGUUGGGGGCCUCCAGCACCGCCUGCGCCCACGCAGAGGAACAAGAGAACACAUUCCGAGAGCGAAGACGAUGCCUUCUCUGAGGAGAGCAGUAAGGAUGCACAAUCACCAGGCGGCGAUUCCUGUCAAUUAAUGACACGGAAGCGUCGCCGGGGCGUCAUAGAGAAGAAACGCAGAGACAGGAUCAACACAUCCCUGACGGAACUGAAGCGCCUUGUACCGGCGGCCUGCGAGAAACAGGGCAGCGCUAAACUUGAAAAGGCUGAAAUAUUACAGUUGACUGUCGAUCAUUUGAAGAUGUUGCAUGCUAAAGGUCUAGACACGUACGCGUACGAUCCGCAACGCUACGCAAUGGACUACCACAGCAUCGGCUUCAGGGAAUGCGCAGCUGAAGUAGCUCGGUACCUAGUCAGCUGCGAAGGUCUGGACAUCCAAGAUCCUCUCCGUCUCCGUCUCAUGAGCCACCUCCAAUGCUUCGCGGCCCAGAGGGAACUAGCCGCGAAGUCUAGUAAUUGGGGCUACCCUCAAUACCCAAGUGUGCCCCAACCUCAACAUGGAUAUGCUGAGGUAAGGCAGGAGCCUCCAUCUUCAGCAACAGCAACGACAAUUUCAGCGCCUCCAGCGAUCGCUGCCCCUCUGUCUGCUCCUCCUGGUUAUCCCCACUACCCCCCAGCGCCUCCAGCUCCCCCUGGUCCUUCAGUGCCCCCUGGUCCCCACCCGGCUCCUCCAGCACCCCACUACCCCACACCUUAUCCCCACCAUCCGCCACAUCACCAGUACUCUCAAAACAGUUCGAAACCGUACAGGCCAUGGGGUGCAGAGUUAGCUUAUUAG